CCCUCUCUCAAUCAUUAUCGUUAUUUGUCGUUUACAAAUUAUUCUAAACUAUUGGUAGAGAUAAUUGUGCGAUAAUAUUAUUUACUUUACCCCAAUGACCCGUUGAUAAGGAGCAACUUUAUUCAUUUCGAUUUAUGUUAGAGUCUGUGCAAAACGUGUGACCAUGCGUUGAUCCGUGAUCCAAAAUGUAUUUGUGUGUGACUUUUUUGUGUUUGUGUGUCGCUGCAGUGCAAGGAUCGGGCAAUUCUUUGAAAGAUCCUUAUAUUUGCGGGACCCCUACAUGUGCAGCAUCAGAAAAAUUCAAUUAUUUAACAUCUGUGAGCUAUCACUAUGAAUAUAAAGUGAAUGUGGAAACCUACUUCGCUGGAUCAAGUAAUAACCGAUCAACUCUCGAUAUUAAAACAGAGGCAAUACUACAAUUCAUAAGGCCUUGUGAAGGUAUUCUUAGAUUAGCGGAUGUAACACUCAUAGACCAAGAUGAGAAUUAUCCUGUGGAGAGAGCAGAGAAAUUCAUUCAUGCUUUGUCCCUUUUUGAUCUCAGAUUUUCAUUUCAUGAUGGUAUUAUAUCAGAGAUUUGUCCGGAAGACGGGGAAGAAGACUGGGUGGUUAACUUCAAAAGGGCCUUACUAUCUCUCUAUCAGAAUAGUAUGAAAAGAUUUGAUAUCAAUUUUAAAGGAGCUGAGCAAGACAUCCAAGGCACCUGUAAUGUAGAUUACGUAGUGCGAGGCCAAGAGCAGACCAGCCUUGUAUUGGUGAAAACGAGAGAUCUAUCACAGUGCACAAAUAGAUACAAAUAUAUGUCUAUAUUGCAAACUGUGCGAUAUGACUUCCAAAGUAAAUUCCAAACCUGGCCAGUCCUAAAAUCGGAAAGCAAAUGUCGCAUAACAGUCGACCAUCAUGUAUACAAAGCAGUGAAUUGCAAAGAACGACAUCUGUUCGAACCAUUCUCUGGCAGAAACUCGGGAGCUAUGACCACUGUUAUACAAGAUCUGUUGCUUAUAAAGGAAGUUAAUAAAACUGACGAUGAAACUGUGGAUAGCGAGAAGAAAGCUUGGACAGUCAUUCAUAAACGGUCGAAUUUGCUCCAUCAUCAUAUAUCAUACGGGAAGUCUGAUACUGGUGAAUUGAAAUCAGCGAGAGAUGUAUUGAAGUUACUAUGCUUAGUAAAACCGAACACAGACGACGAAAUGUCAACAGUAGAUGAAAAUAUGGACAGUGGUUCAACAGUAGGACUGUGGGGCAGACUUGUGAGAUCAGCUCGCAAAUUGCACCACCCUGCGCUCGCGCAGCUGCUUGCUAGAGCACCCUCUAUAUGCGCUGGGGCUACAAAGCACAUAUUAGACGCACUUCCAUACAUAGCAAGUACAGGUUCAGUAGAACUAAUCAAAGACAUGAUAAUCAAGAACGAAGUGAACAACGAUACGCGACACGAGUGGCUUAUGUCUAUGGCUAUGAUACCACGACCAAAACUGGAAAUGUUGCAGAGCAUGUUGGAACUUUUACAAAAACAGAAAAAUGACAAAGUGAUCAGUUUUACUGUAUCAUCAAUGACGCAUUCGUACUGUAGACAUAGUGGGAAAUCACUGCGUGAAUGCUGCGAAGAAGAGGUUCCCAAGCAAAUAUUGGAAGAAUUCCAAAAUAUUAUAAACGAUUUGAUCACUAAAGGAGUUCCCACUUUGGAAAGAAGAGAUAGAGAUAGUCUCAUAAUAGCAAUCAAAGCUCUAGGAAACAUUGGUGGUUUUAAACAAGAAUUUUCUGAUAUUCUAAUGAAUAUAAUCGGUGACUCUCUGACUCCAGUACAAGUGAGGCUGACAGCUAUUGAUGCAUUUAGACGAACACCAUGCACUGAAACUAGCGAAUACUUCCUUGAAACGUUUAGAGAAGAUUUAGUAGAUGUUGAAGUUCGUAUCGCAUCGUAUUUGCAAGUGAUGCGAUGUCCAAACUUGGGUACUAUAAGAAAGGUGUUCCAUGCUUUACGACAUGAGCCUGUUAAUCAAGUGGCGACAUUCGUCUGGAGUCACCUCAACAAUCUCGGCCAAUCGUCGCUCCCUUCACGAGUGGAAAUACAAGGCUUAUUGUCUGGACAUGAAAUGCCACAAUUAGAAGAUAAUCCUGAUUUUAGAAUGUUCUCGAGGAAUUAUGAGCAGAGCGUGUUCUUUGAUCAGUAUAAUGCUGGGGGUAAUUAUGAAGCAAACGUAAUAUUUUCACCUGACUCCUAUAUCCCACGCUCUUUGUCUCUCAACUUAACGGUGGACAUGUUUGGUGAAUCUAUUAACUUAUUAGAGAUAAAAGCAAGAGGAGAAGGCUUUGAACGAUACUUCGAAAGUAUAUUUGGUAACAACGGACCGCUAAACAAAGAGAAAGUAGUGGACAGAAUAAACAAACUCCGAGUAUUCCGAUCGGCAAGCGAAGCAGAUGAUAUUCGCGGGAAAAUCGACGGUCUUGGGUACAAAAAUAAUGCUCUUAAGCACCGUUUUCCCAUAGCAGAGAUGGGAAUCAAAGUGUUUGGCAAUGAAAUAUCGUUCUGGAGUGCGGAAGGCGAUGAUGAAAUUAGGAAAUCAUUGCAGAAGUUGGAUCCUAAGUUGAGGAUAUUGGAAAUUUUGUCAGGAAAGGAAAUAUCCUACAACAAAGCGUCCCUUUUCCUCGAUACAACAUUCUCAGUAGCGACUGGAUGUGGGUUGCCCCUCAAUAUGAAUCUCAUGGGGACUAGCUACGUUGAUACGAAGAUGUCCGGUACUGUCCUUGAUAAAUAUACACAUUCCGGCAAUUUGGACUUUGAAGGAAAGAUACGUCCUAGUGUAGCAGUAAACAUAGCAGCUACAAUGAGUGUAGCAGCCGGUUCUUUAGCAUCAAGCGGUAUUCGCUUAUCAUCCCGAUUGUACACGGCUACGGCAGUUGAAGUUAAAUUAUCUGUAAGAGGUGUCGGUUUGUUGAGACUUGAUUUGUCGCUGCCAAGGGAUAAACAGGAAAUAUUUGCUGCUAAAUCUGAGCUUCUAGUUCUACAUGGAGAUGAGGAAUUACCUCAACAAGGCUUGAAUAAGAAUAGAAUAGAACAGAAUACUUGCAGUUGGUCCACUUUUGAUAAAGCUAUUGGUAUUAAAGUGUGCGCUGCGUAUCAGUUCCCAAACAUGACAAAUCUCCGUGACGCACCAUACUUUAUAAUGAGCGGACCAGCGAAAUAUAUAGUUUCUUUGGAAAAAGCCGAUCCUUCAGCUAAAACGUAUGCCCUACAAUAUAAAUGGGAUAGAAAUGAAACAACUAAUGUAUUGGGAUUCUCAUACGAUACGCCUAAUAGUAAGGAAAAACGCAUGUUCAACGCGAUCCUAAGCAUAUCAAACACAUCAAGCACUGCUGCACUAACUUUCCAAUCUUCCGAAAGUACAAUAAAAGCUAAAGCUCUAUACAGAAACCAGCCUUACGAUAAAUCCGUAGAAGCAAGUCUGGAUGUAGAUGGACGGAAACAAUUUGAUACUGUGAUGUCAAUAAAACGGCAUGAUAUUAAAUAUGGCUAUGUGUGGAUACCGCAUGCGUAUUGGGUGGUCAAUGAUCAACGGAUUGCUGAAUUGUCAGGUACUCUAAAAGUAAAAUCAAAAGGCGGCGUCACGCAAUGGGAUGUAACCGCCGAUUUCCAAACGAAACAACUCGCAAGUCGUCUCGUUGGAUAUUAUACCAUAAAUGGUCCUACACACGGCACAAAAUUGCAACUCGACUAUCAGUUCUAUAAAAACCCGAAACAGACUAUAAAAAUGGAAGGAGUGUAUAGCGAAAGAUCUUUGAACUAUAGACACGAUUUGUAUGGAGAAUUGGCUAUGGAUUUCACAGCGUAUCCCUCUUAUAACUUCUAUGCGGUUUUGAGGAAUGUGAAAACUCAAAACCACAUAGACAUCGGUUUCAACGUGAGCUCUUCAAAGGAUUUGAAACUCGAUCCCUCAUUCACGUUUCUUUUUAGACGCAUUGAUAAAUUGAAUGGUGUUAAAUUAAAUACUGAAGUAAAUUUAUAUAGGGCUAGACCGAUUAUAUUGAAAUUCCAGUUUGAACAGAUAGGACCAAAAUACUCAGCGCUAGCCUUACUAAACGUGAACCCGAAAUCGCGGGACAUACUUAUAUCAGGUUUCCUAUUCACUCCGCCGGGAACACAAUUAUAUGCUGAUGCAGAAUUAAAUGUCACUUUACCGACUUUACACCCUUGCAUGUUGAAGGGGAAGUUGUUUGAGAAACGGCCCAACGAGUUUCAGGUAAACGCAAAUGGCGUUUGGUUCACUGGUGUAGAUUUCAACGUAGAUGCCGUGUAUCAAGAUCAAUCCAAGACAAAUAUGGCUUCACAUCGGCUAAAAGUACUAAUAAAUAGCAGCCAUUUCAAGGAUAUUGCUGUUGAUGCGAGAUUCACACAGGACAAUCGACAGAUCACAUUCAUAGCUGAGGGUGAAUACAACGCUGACACCUAUAAAACGUUAAUACGUUAUCUGCUACUAUCUGAGCAAAAUUUCACCACUUAUGGUGAAGUAGAUAUCAGUGGGAAGGUAUACAGUAUCAAUCUAAAUGCUGAUUUGAAUAAUAAUACAGAUGUUAAUAUGGACGUGCAUUUUGAUCAAUUACGCGACUUACACAUAUCCUACCUGCGCAUAUCGACACCUACCGAAAAACGUUUAAGCGCAACUUUUAACUGGGAUGCGAACCGAGAUCCCUCACAGAAGAUAAGCAUUGACGCUAAACUGGACCAUCGGGGCAAAUGGCAUCAUGCCGGCCAUGCGACGUUGCAUUACCCGGGGCAGGUUGUGAAUGGAGAGUUUGAGUUUUUGUUGAGAGAUUGGUACUGCGAAUGGCUUGUACGCGCGGGCUGGGCUAGUCCCACCUCCAUAGUGUGGCGAGUUAAAGCGUACUCAGAAGCACAUGAACACACUGUAUAUGCGUUAUUAUCCAGCUUACAUACGCCUUUCCCGGGAUGGAAGGAUACUAGCUUUAAUGUUAUGUGGCGCUACCAAGACAAUUUACAGGCCAUCAACGGCAGUAUGAACUGGCAGGAAGACUAUCUAGCGUUCAGUCUACUCGCAGACUAUCUAUUCACGAGCACUAAGUUCUAUGGAGAAAUCAAUGCACUCGUUAAUUCUACAAUACCAUCCCUGCCUAAAGCUGCCGCUAUAGCUAAACAUACGGUUGUGUGGAAGAAAAGUGCAGAUACGCUGUUGAGUUUUCAGUAUAACGAAGAUGGUAUGUUGAUGAUAAAUUCGUCGUGGGCUAUUGCCAAAGGACAAACAGCGAAUAAUGUAACAGGAAAAGUCACUAUUAUAACUCCUUUCAAAGGUUAUAAAAAAGGACAUUUGAACACAGAAUUUAUCCUAGGUCAUAAACGAGAUAUAAAAGGUGUGACGCUAUUGGAUUUAGAAGGCAAAGUCGUCAAUAUAAUUGUUAAUGGGCACAUGCGUAGAAUAACCAACUGUAUGCUAGUUGUGAACAUUACGAGUCCAAUACCUCAAUUUGCACAUACAACCGCCAGGUUCGGGUUCAUAGAGGCCGAUAGGCAUCUAGUGGCCAUGGUUGUUACUACUAAUUCUACAACUGGUAUCGAAGUUUUACUACAACUAGUGUCGCUUCAAGACUUCAACAUCUUAGGUCAUGUGGCAUUACCUAUACAGUACUUGAACAGAGCUCUUAUCACUGCUAAAAGGGCUACAGAAGAGGUGGACUUCAGAGUGGGUUGGGACAAAAUGGACUUCGGUUUUACUGGCAUAUGGCAAUGGCAUUCGCUCAUAGAUUUUGUAUAUGUGUACAAAUUAUAUACACCGUUAGAUGGGUUCGAAGAAAACGGCUUGGUUCUCAAAAAUGUGUACAGAAAUGGGCUGGAUACAGAAUUAUCUGUGCAACUGUCAAAACAUAAGUUCGGUAUUGCCAUCCUCCUAGUCGACAAUGGUAAAGGUCUAGUCGAAGUGAUUAGAGACAUAAUGCAAAACAAGCCGCACGACCCGGAUAUGUUCGUGGAAAAUUUCGAUACUGAAGCCUCAGUCACUUUGGAUACGUUAUACUAUCCCACUAUUAAGUUCCAUGCACAUCUUAUGAAGUAUGUUGGUCCCGACGAAGAAGAUAUAAUAGAAGCAAAUGCGACUCUACACCUACCGGAUAAGAAACCUAUUGUAUUGAAGGACGUUUUUAUAAUGGAGCAAUACACAGUGAUGCGAAACACAUUGGAUCUAGUGACACCCUUCGAAAUGGUAUCACAACUGAAGUCUGUCUACACUCUGGAUAUAGUUUUUGGUGAAAAGUUCAAUGUGACGUGCGUCGCGUUAUUGUAUAAUGGAACUUAUUGGCAUGAUAUAUCAUACAAAAUGUUCUACGAGUACGAAACGGGUGAGGACGAUGCAUAUAAGUCGUAUGUAUCUUCAGUGGGUAUAGCAACACCAUUGGCAGUGUUGCCAGCUCUAGAGGCCCGUGUUACCGCUAGACUGGAGGGCAAUUUGUGGAAAAUGUCCGCCGGUAUUGCCAUGCCGUCGUUCACUGUGCAGGCGAAUGCUAGACUUGAGUUGGACGAUCCGUUCGUAGAAACAUCUGGAAGCCUCAACCUAACUUCAUUAUAUUUGGAAGACUAUUUUAUCAAGAUGGAGUUUAAAAAAGAUUUUUCUGACGUUGAGAACAUUUUAGGAGGAGGUAUUCAAGUGCUGCAGGGUGAACAUGAUAACUAUAUAUUCGCAGACGCAGUAUGGCGUCCCCCACCAUCCCGCAGCAUCCGAUUCAAAGCCCGAGGAGCUUUAGCCCCAGUUCUAUCUCCAGCAGAAGUCAUUCUCUUCUUCAGUGAUGAAGAUCAACAGAGAUCUCUUACUGUGGAUCUCAAUAGUGAAGAGAAGAUCUAUUCGUUGAAAGCUGACCAAUGGCCGACGUCCUUGAAUAUUGCGAUUAGCAGCCCGCAUAAAGGGUUUAGGGCAAUGAAAAUACUAAGUGAAUUCGACGGUGACGACAUACGAGGAUCCUUUGUAACCGACACCACUGAAUAUGGUAUCACUGGGAAAAUACUUAAUCGAGAACCGCUAGAGGUAUCCCUAACCCUGGUGCCAAAAGGCCAAGGACAACCAAUAACAAUACGUAUGAAAUACGAAACUACUGCUACAUUGUACAGUUUCUCUGCUCACAUAGUUGGACCAAUACAAUCUACUGUGCACGCUAAAAUUGAGACUGAGAGCAAUUUUACUGAUAUUUACUUUAAGGUGGACAUGCCUCAAGUGAAAAGUCGUGAGAUUUACUUCAAAAGUCGCGUGGAUUCGUAUCCCGGACUGCGACAUGUUGUGAGCGUACAAGCAGCCACUCCGCUAGAGAGAUUGAAGUUUGUUAAAGGGGAUACUGAUUUUGUUUUCGGCCCAGAAAGUGGUUAUUUACUUGGAAAAUACGAACUACCGGAUAUGAAAGGUGAUGGUGACUUGAAAUGGAGUUUCUUGCUUGAAGACUUGUACAUAAAGGCGGUAGGUCACCAAUUGGUCAAAGAACUACAAAGGAGUGUCGACUUGGACAUAUAUUAUGGUAAUAAUACUGAAGAAGGGCUAAUUUUAACCAAUGCUGGCUUCAGUAUGGAUCUUGAUAAAGUUUGGCAGAUAGGAGCAAACGCAUCAUUCGGUAUGAUGAUGGACAAACGUAUAAAGCUCAUAGUUAAUGCUAUUCUACCAAAACCGAAUAUAGAUGUACACACGCUAUACAUUGAAGGUAAUACAGGGAAGCCAAAUGAUCCUGGGCUAAAAUUAGACGCAUUGUAUACAACUGAUGCUACUAAAGUCAAAGCUGGGGUUCAAGGAAAGGUACUUAAUCUCGAAGAAAGUUUCGACGCGAACGCUACAUUCAUUUGGACAGCAAACUCCAUAUACAAAGUUGUAGACAACAUUGUAUCCUACAAAUGGGAUAUAAAUGGCUCAAAAUAUAUCGACUAUUCGUUAAACACUCCGAUUUAUGAAGAUAAACCCACUUUGACGGUCAAGGGAUCGUAUCAAAAGGAUAUGUUGCAUAGCUAUCAUGUUAUUAAGGGUCGUAUGCAUCGUCCAGGUAAUAGCCAAGUGGGAGAAGUAGAUGUUCGUUAUGGCGGCUUGAUACACACGGAUGGACAUUUCAAUGUGUCUACACCUUUCCAAACAUUACCUUGGUUGAAAUCUAUCUUUAAUAUCAACAACCUAGAAGAGGUAUCCGACAACAAAGUAGACCUUUUCUGGCCAAACAAAACGGCAUCAGUGAAUACAUCGCACACGUACCAUAAGAAAAACACGGGUUUCACACAAGCGGGCACCAUAUCACUUUCCAUUCCAUUGAACACUCAGCACUUGGUCAAUACGGAAUACUUCUAUGUACAAGAGAACAAAUGGAGCAAUGGAAACGGUACAAUUGAUUUUGACUCGGAAAGAUUUUUGAAGGCGUCCUUCAAUCAGAUACUUAGUAAGAGUGAGAGGGACUUGGAUUUGGCGACAACGGAUAUUGAAGUGGAAAAUGAACAUAUACCCGCGGGGGUUAAAUAUAUACAUGAGUAUGAUGAUACGGGGAAUACUGACGUAAAGCAAGCGACAGUGUUCCACCUGAAAAACGCGACAAAAUUCAACGUCACUGGCAAGCUCGAUAUCCACACAUAUGACAUCGGAAAACGUAUGAAGUUCACAGCACUGCACGGGAAUAGAACCUGGAACUUGGAGAACACGUACGAAGCUGUGGAUAAGGAAUUGAGACAGGGGAGCAAAGUGGCCUGGGCGGAGGAUGUGUGGCUGCAGUAUAAUGUGCAUGUCACUAACUUGAGUGUGGAAGACACAGAAUCCCAACAAGUAGUCAUGGACGUGCAAUACCCAUUGCGGAAUUUCCGUGUUUCCGCCAUAUAUCGCUUACAAGACGCACUAUUGGACGGAAAAGCGGAUUUACUGUGGAAUGUGCGCGCGGAAAAUAAAACUGCGGAAAUCAGUGGCCACUGGGAAAGUCCGCCCACUGCUGAGGGGAACUUGCAUAAUGUGCACUUGGCUUUAUCUCAUCCGUCAUUUAGAAAGGAUGUCACACUAAAAGGCCAAUACCUCAGUUCUCCAGAAGUAAUGUCGAAUAUAUCUUUAGAACUACAAUACUCUGAAUACGAGAACGAAUACCUCAAACUCAACUCAAUAUUAACUGACAACUCAAAUGGACCAAUCAGAGAUUACAAAUUCGCGCUAAAAUGUACGCAUCCAUCAACUAAUUUGGACUUGGAUAUGAAAUCUGAUAUAAAUAUACACAGUAGAUGGUACCAUUUGAGCAACUACUAUAGGUUCCAGAAAUCUUUGUUCUAUGAAAAACUGAGGAGUAAUAAACUGCUGGUGGAUUUGAACACUAGCGCUAUUAAUUGGGAGCGAGCAAACGAAACAUACUUCUACAAAGUGAACGGUACAUGGUCACUCAUGUACCCACAAUAUGGAAUACGUGGUUUGGUAGCGAGACCCAACGCUAAUGAUACUGUUAUAGCUACGCUUUCUAUGGUGGAUAAGUCGUUAAUAGCGCAUUAUAAUAGCACGGAUGACAUAUCAUUCCAUUUAAUCGGCGAAAUUAUCGACACUCGCUCCGCCCACCUGAACGCGUGGCGGAACUAUGAUGACGUCACCACUGUCGAUCUAGCUUCAUACAUACGUUUGAACCAUUCGCGUCUAUUAACUAGCGCUGUUGUAUGGAGACCAGAGAUAUUCAGCGAAAUUAAAUCACAAGCUGUGUAUUCUCUGAAACUUCUAUAUGGCCAAGUUAACGAAACUCUAGUAAUUAUUAAAGAAGCGCCCAUGGAAGCUCAUCUUGCUUUACGAAAUAUAUGGAGUGACGCAAAACCCAGAGUACGAGAUUUCUUAGACGAUUUGAACGACUUACACGUUAUAAAAGACGAUUUAGAUGACUUCGAAAGAUUCUUGAACCAGUCGUAUGAUAAUAAUGACUUCUACGUCAAAGAUAUUGUGGAAUUCACAUAUUAUGUGUUAGAUGAAAUGGCGAUACGUAACCAUUUGGAGCAUUUGCCCGGUUUCGUCAACGAUAUGUGGGGAAUGAUGGGCAAUACAAGUAAAUCGAUAAAAGACAGUCUCACAUACGUCAUUGAGUCAAUUAAAAAGGCAUACGCGAACUUCCUAGAUACAGUUAACAAAAUUCUAGAAGCAGAUUUGAUGGAAUUAGUAUCGGAUAGAUUGGAAGCCAUGAUUUUGCAAUACGAUAACUUUAUAAGGGACUUGCAUAUGAGGUUCUUAGAAUAUUGGGAAGAUACUUGGGUUAAUGCGACGACAAGAUUGUCUAAAUAUUGGCAUGAGUUACUGAAAUCUAUAGAGCCGUUGUUUUUCAAAAUGUUGCAUUAUACUGAAGCUUUCGUGGUUGCUAUUUGGAGAGAAGUGAUGGAUUUCUUCCAUGAAAGGACGCAUGAAUUGACGGACACACCGUACUUUAACUAUGUGUCGACGUUUGGUCAUGAAAUGGACAAAAUCUACCGGGACCUCAUAAACAAUGACAUAAUAACAAACAUAAAGAAGUACUCAAAGAAACUGUGGAACGUGAUUUGGUCAAAACUAGAGAAGUACAUUCCCUUCACAGAAGAGUUCAAACAAUUGUACAAUGAAUUCAAGAACGCAUGGGAAAACUUCUUGAAGACACCGCAAGUUGUUUAUGUUAGGGAAAAGUGCAAGGAAGCAUACGUACGUCUAAAAUGGUGGUACGACUAUUUCUUAAUUGGUGACGCUCUUGAUGCCGUGUGGGAGAUUUUGUACAAUAAGAUCACAGACUUCGCGAAAACUGCGCUUCAGUAUGAGGAAUUGCACCGCACACCAAAAACGAACUUUAUAUUCGACCCGCACAAAGGCAAUAUACUUCUAGAACAAAAGCUACCAAUGUCGUGGCAUGCGUUCAACCAAACGCCAGAUAUCACAGAAAUAGCUGAAUAUAAGGCAGUUAGAGACUUUAUGGACGAAUGGCUGACCAGUAAUAAGAGCAUUUGGGCGUAUUAUUAUGAGAUCCGACCGUAUCUUGACUAUAAUAAUAUUGUGCCUCCGUUCGCUGGAAUGGGAAUGAUGACCGGCCAAGGUACUCUAGUGACAUUCGACAAAGAAGUGUUCACGAUCACCGAACCCGGGACCUUCCUGCUCACAAAGGACUAUAGGCUGAACAACUUCACUGUGCUUAUGGAGAGCAAUGACCAAGGACAGUACGAUCUUGUCAUAUUGACGAAACAGUCGUUGAUUUAUAUCGAUUUGUAUAAGGAGCAAGUAUCUCUAGGCAGAUCGAAUCCGCUAAGCCUCCCGGCAGCGGUAGAAAAUUUCAUAGUAGAUCGACAAGAUGAUACUAUUUCUGUGGAAACAAGGGCUGGUUUGGAUGUACACUGUAAUCUGCUGUUUAGGACUUGUAAACUGCAAGUGGCUGGCUGGUUCUACGCAAGCCUCGGCGGACUUCUAGGUACAUAUAACAAUGAACAAUUCGACGAACUGCAGUUACCCAACGGCACACAAUCGAACAUCGAAAGUGUUGCCAGAUCGUGGUUGUUGAGGCAAAGCCAAGUGUCCCAACCAGUAUGGGGACCAGUUAACGAUACGCAGUGUGCCAAGUUCUUCAUGAAUAAGGUGUCGCCUUUGCACCCUUGUUUCAGUGUGAUCGACGCAGUGCCAUUCCACGCGGAGUGCUCGCGCGGUGCGGACGCGUGUGCGCUAGCGAGCGCAUAUCUAGAGCUGUGCGCGCAGCAACACGUGCCUACACAUGUGCCUGAUCAUUGUGUGAGAUGCACAACACCUCAAGGCGAUAUAGUAGAAGAGGGAUCGUUCUUGGAAAUACAAAACCCGCCGAAAUCAGCUGAUAUUGUGUUUGUAGUAGAAGCGCAGUAUUGUAACAAGAAUAUACGGAAGUCGAAGAAUAUUGACUUGUUCAUAGAUACGUUUGAUAGUAAACUACAGGAAAAUGGCUUGUCGGAUAAUCGAUACGCAGUUGUAGUUUACGGUGGUAGUGGACUGUACCGACGACCCCGAGCCCUCUACCAUAAUAAUAAAUUGUUCACAAAUACUGUUGACAUUCCAAGACAUUUCGAUACUUUUACUAUUGAGAAGAGCGAGUCAGUGCGGUCCAACCGCUCGGUGCGUGCGGACGUGUUCGCCGCGCUGCGGUUUGCGAGCGCGUUACCGUUUAGAGCUGCUGCACCACGUGCGCUGUUUUUGUUGCCGUGUACUAAGUGUGAUUCUAGUAAGAGUGAGCUGGAUUAUUCCACAAUAUAUCAUUAUCUGAUGGAAAACUCCAUCACAUUGCACAUACUAAUGGACGAUGACUUCAGUCUGUCUAAGAAGAGAGUUGCGAAAUACCUGUUUGGUGUGGAUAGCACAUUAGCAUACACGAACAAAGAUUACGAGAGGUUGGUAGGAGAUCCGGGAUUAAGGAAGCAAGUCAAACUGCCUAAAGAUAAGCUUGGUCUUUGUACUUCGCUGGCUUUGGAGACAAACGGCACGAUCUGGGCGGGGUCCAAACUAUCCGGCGAGCGCGGCGCGGCGCGGCGGUUCGCGACAGUCGUCGGCGGGCGGGCGGCGCGUGCGGCCGUGCCCUGCGCCGCGCCGCGCUGCGAGUGUCGCGCCGCCCGGCUGCACUGCCGGCCGUGCUCGUCCGCGCAUGAUCCGUUGGAGCUUUCAUUCUGGAAUUCGGACGACAUCGAUGAGCUCAUAGACUUGGCGAUGGAUCCACCAAAUUUACCAAACUUUUAGUCUUUCAGAAAGAUCUUAUUGAGGAAUGAUAAUCUUUAUAUGUAAUAACAGCGUAGCUAAAGAAAAACAAUAUAUUUUACAAUGUGUUUGGAUUAAAAAAUGUCAAUUGCUAAACAUAAUAUUAUUGAACAUAAUAAAUAAAUGUUUAUGAAGAAAUUGUGAUAAAGUUAUGGUAGCCCUUUAACUAUGUUGUUCUUAAAUUGAUUAGCUAAUGUGAGUAUAUUAUAAGAGAAUUAUUAUUAAUAUUGUAACGAGUGUAUAUUGCCGACUUAAUUUAGUGUGUGUUUGCAAUAAAUUAUUUUUACGUAGUAAA
Colias croceus (clouded yellow) is the source of this 12984-nucleotide messenger RNA. It is a transcript of the gene Apoltp, whose product is annotated as apolipophorins. Gene Ontology annotation, biological process: lipid transport. The record is from RefSeq and is a predicted model, not a curated record. Gene Ontology annotation, molecular function: lipid carrier activity. Bases 186 to 12671 code for a protein of 4161 amino acids. NCBI's taxonomy places the organism in Eukaryota, Metazoa, Arthropoda, Insecta, Lepidoptera, Pieridae. The transcript is spliced from 69 exons.